CCAGUUGGGUUGGCACUGUGUCACCAACAGGCUUUGAUGAGUAUUUGGAAGAAUGAAGGCAAGGCACACUUGACUGUUGCUGGUGCCUAAGAGCAGAAAUGGAGAAAUCCAGGCCAUUAUGGGACAGUCCUUUCCAGUUUAUAUUUGCCUGUAUUUCUUAUGCAGUAGGACUGGGGAAUGUAUGGCGGUUCCCUUAUUUAUGUCAGAUGCAUGGAGGAGGUGGAUUUCUAAUCCCAUACUUGAUCAUGUUAGUUGUGGAAGGAAUGCCAUUGUUAUACUUGGAGUUGGCAAUGGGACAACAUAUGCGCCAAGGGAGCAUUGGCACAUGGAGAGCUAUAAGUCCUUACCUCUGUGGGGUUGGAAUUGCCAGUGUAGUUGUGUCAUUUUUCCUCUCCAUGUACUACAACGUUAUAAAUGGCUGGGCGUUCUGGUAUCUUUUCCAUUCAUUUCAGGAUCCUUUGCCAUGGGCAACCUGUCCACUGAAUAUUAACCACACAAACUAUGAGGAAGAAUGUGAGAAAGCAACACCCACUCAGUACUUUUGGUACAGGAAAACCCUCAAUAUUUCUCCGUCCAUUGAGGAAAGCGGGAGCAUCCAAUGGGAGCAAGCAGCUUGUCUCAUCCUGGCUUGGCUAGUGGUCUAUCUAUGUAUUCUGCGUGGAACAGAAUACACUGGCAAGGUUGUUUAUGUGACAGCUACAUUACCUUAUAUAGUCCUUAUCAUAUAUUUAAUCAGAGGCUUAACACUUCAUGGUGCUACUAAUGGACUGCAAUAUAUGUUCACCCCAAAGCUAGAGCAACUAACAAACCCUAAGACUUGGAUUAAUGCAGCUACUCAAAUCUUCUUCUCUCUCGGCCUGGGCUUUGGCAGUUUGAUAGCGUUUGCCAGCUACAAUGAGCCAAGCACCAACUGUGAGCGACAUGCCAUCAUUGUUUCCUUAAUAAAUAGUGCCACCUCCAUAUUUGCCAGCAUUGUCACAUUCUCCAUUUAUGGCUUUAAGGCAACUUUCAACUAUGAAAGCUGCAUAAACAAGGUGAUCUUGCUGCUGACUAAUGUUUUUGACCUGGAAGAAGGGUUAUUGACAACAGAAAACCUUGAGAACAUGAAACAGCUUUUGGCAUCUACUUACCCCAGAGAAUACGCAGAAGUGUUGCCACAGAUUAAGAACUGCAGUUUGGAAACGGAACUAGACACUGCUGUGCAAGGGACUGGUCUGGCAUUCAUAGUGUAUUCUGAAGCAAUAAAAAACAUGGAGUUCUCACAAUUGUAUUCAGUGCUGUAUUUUGUCAUGUUGCUGAUGCUGGGAAUAGGGAGCAUGCUGGGAAACACUGCAGCCAUUCUUACACCUCUGACUGACAGCAAGUUCCUCUCCUCUCGUGUGCCCAGGGAGAUCAUCUCAGGUAGCGUGUGCAUUAUCAACUGUGUCAUUGGGCUGAUAUUUACUACGAAGGCUGGUAACUACUGGUUUAAUAUCUUCAAUGAUUAUGCAGCUACUCUCUCCUUGCUGCUUAUUGUACUGGUGGAAACUAUUGCUGUCUGUUACAUCUAUGGCCUAAAAAGGUUUAGUAAAGACCUUUACAUGAUGAUUGGACAUGAGCCAAGUUGGUACUGGAAAGUUUUGUGGGCUUUUAUCAGCCCUAUAUUAAUUGUAAGUCUGUUUAUAUUUUACAUCACGGACUACAUCAGCACAGGGAUAUUCCAGUAUCAAGCCUGGGAUGCAACAGAGGGGCAGCUGGUUACAAAAGAUUAUCCAAGAGGUGGCCUAGCAGUCAUUGGUCUGCUUGUGGCAACAACAUCAUCAUGCAUACCAUUAGGAGCAUUAGUAACUUUUAUAAAGCUCAGAAGAAAUCGUCUAUAAUUGGACUUUAGUAACAGCUGCAACUUUCACAUCCCAGCUUGAAGAUUAUACCAGCUGUAGCCGGGAGCAAGCAACAAGCAAAGCAAAUCCUGGCUACCAAAACAUUCAUGCCAAAAUAUUUCCUUGUUCAUUCUCCAUCAAGAAAGUGGUUUUGCAGCAGAAGGCAACUGAAGAUUGCUUUUAUAAGAUACAGAUGAUAGCUUGCAAGAUUGGCUGUGACUGCGCAAGGAGCGCACAUUAUCUUUAUGCAAAGGAAAUCACCCAGUCUGGCAUACAUGAAUUUGAGCUCCAGUUGUAUAAUGUCCAAGAAGUCAUAUGGUACAAGAAACUGCGAUGAGUGCAGUUGAUUUUUCUAUGUGGAAUGAAAAAAAUUUACACUGUUAUUUGCAAGUUAUCUUUACGGGCAAAGCUUGUCAGCUGCAACAAUCUACUGAAUUUCCAUAAUUCUCUAAAGGUACUGUACAAACAAGGGGAAUGGGGCUGGGAAAUUUUAACCAAGGGCUACGCUGGAAUUAUCAUGAACUAGGAAACUAAAGACAUACAGAUUUAAGUUGCAUUAUGAAUGAUAUACAUAUUUAAAUACCACACACUGCACUUAUUGUGAAAUAUAUUUUAACAUUACUAUCAAAUAGCAGAAACCUAACUCAGAAAAUCCUGAGGAAAAUCAUCACUAAACUUUUUUACUUGCCUCUUUUCCAGACUAUUAUCAUGUGCUGCCAAUGUUGUAAUCUCAGAAAUAAUAAAAGUUAAUAUAUGUAUAUUUAUUCAAAGAACAAGAGCUAAUGUUUUUAGGUUUACUAACUUUUUAAGACAAAGGCACUACAGUCAAGUAUUUUUGUUUCCCUAGGUCACUUUCCAAAAUAAUUUCAAUAUACAGAUUAUCCUUGCUUACUGCCUGCCUUGUUUG
Candoia aspera is the source of this 2766-nucleotide messenger RNA. It is a transcript of the gene SLC6A20, whose product is annotated as solute carrier family 6 member 20. Lineage: Eukaryota; Metazoa; Chordata; Lepidosauria; Squamata; Candoiidae. Gene Ontology annotation, molecular function: L-proline transmembrane transporter activity. Gene Ontology annotation, cellular component: plasma membrane. Gene Ontology annotation, biological process: sodium ion transmembrane transport. The record is from RefSeq and is a predicted model, not a curated record. The transcript is spliced from 11 exons. The coding region runs from base 99 to 1859 and encodes 586 amino acids.